AUGCCUACUGCUACGGAGUUCUUUGGCCUGACCAUUACCAAUUUUGGUCCUCUCACUACAACUUAUACUCCUCCACCCUCAUGCACCGCAGGGACAACCGACCACUUGUUGUACGCUAUCAGUAACGCGACGACUAUUCUUCAUGGCUCUCCAACGUGCGACCGUGAUCCAAUUGGAGAUUGCAUACCUGAGGGUUCCUCCUAUGACGCCCUGACCUCCAAGAUUUCCAAUGCAUGGGACCUGGGUUUCCUCAACUACCAUUCGCCCGGUGUCCAUUGUCCUAAAGGUUGGACGACAGCUGCUGUACUCGAAAAUGGUGAAGGGGCGGCAUCUGAAGUAAAAAGCGGUGUCUUCACCAACACCGAUACACGAUUCGAGACACCCAGCGAUCCAGAUGAUCCAUCAGUUCUUGGCCCGAAUGAGAUCUGGCCACGACUCCUGGAACCGUCCGAAACACUUGUUUAUUGUUGCCCAAGUGGAUGGACCCCUAAUGUCUGGGGAAUUUGUAUCACUUCCAUCGAAUCCCUCGAUCCAGCCAAGUACACUGGUAUUUGUGUCCGAGAAUACGGUACUAACUUCCCCGAUUGGAAGGUUGUCCACACAGCUGAAGGAGAGCCGGUGUCCAACACCGCUGGUGUCAUUUCUGGCGUUCCUUUCACAGGUACAUUCACCGAGAAUCUGGAAAAGAUCACGGAUUUUCUUGAAGGAGAUAGCUAUACUUCUACGCUUGUUGUCGUCAAGACGCUGCCUGCUGUUGCGUUGGUACACCAUCUUUCGGAUCUCGAGGCCACUGCAAUGAGUACUUCGGAUGUGAAGGAGACUGAGACUGGUGGGAGCGAUGGAGAUGAUCAGCCUGGGGAAGUCGGCGAGAAUGGAAGCGCGGCGUCGAACUUAUCAAAAACCGCAGGACUUGCACCUGUUGUUGCCGUUCUCGUUGGAUUGUUUACUGGAAUCGGACUUUUGGCACCGUGGUAA
This is a messenger RNA of Fusarium coffeatum, 975 nucleotides long. RefSeq lists its product as uncharacterized. The transcript is spliced from 2 exons. The record is from RefSeq and is a predicted model, not a curated record. Lineage: Eukaryota; Fungi; Ascomycota; Sordariomycetes; Hypocreales; Nectriaceae. Bases 1 to 975 code for a protein of 324 amino acids.